Messenger RNA from Eucalyptus grandis, 629 nucleotides. Its product is annotated as disease resistance protein RPV1-like. The transcript has a single exon. Lineage: Eukaryota; Viridiplantae; Streptophyta; Magnoliopsida; Myrtales; Myrtaceae. The coding region runs from base 63 to 629 and encodes 188 amino acids. Gene Ontology annotation, biological process: signal transduction. The record is from RefSeq and is a predicted model, not a curated record.
GGUUUCAGGUUUUGCUCCAACAAUCUCUUUUACCGCCUCCUUGUCAGUACGAUACCCUCGUGAUGAAAAGAAAAGAGCGCGUUCAUUUAGAAGAUCUGGCAUAUGAGGCGUCUUCCUCAUGGACCUUUCCACGUGUAGAUGAUUAUGAAGGCGGAACCAAAAAGCCUAAAGGAAAUGACUACGAAGUUUUCUUGAGCUUUAGAGGGAAAGACACUCGCAAAGGUUUUGCCGAUUAUCUCUAUACUAGCCUUGAUGAUGCAGGAAUUUGCGUGUUCAGAGACGACAAUGAGCUUCAAGUUGGUGAGGAGAUUGGUCCGGAGCUUCUCUACAGUAUUACGCAGUCUAAGAUCUCGAUCCCAAUUAUCUCAAAGAACUAUGCUUCUAGCAAGUGGUGCUUGCACGAGCUAGCUCAAAUGUUAAAAUGCAAAAGAAGCAGAGGGCAAAUAGUGUUGCCCAUAUUUUACAAAGUGAAACCCUCGCAAGUACGACAUCUUACAGGGAGAUUCGGAGAUGCUAUCAAUCAACAUAAAGAGAAUUUGGAUGAAAGGGUUGUGAAGGAUUGGGAAGAAGCGCUCCAAAAAGUCAGUUUAUUGAAAGGAUGGGAAUCAGAGAAAAUUGAUAACGGGUAA